AUGGGAGUAUAUGUGGAUUCAUGCUUCCUGAAGACCUUCCUUGGUGGGCAACUACUCUCAGCAGUGGGGAGAGACAUCAAUGAUCAAAUGUAUCCCAUUGCCUGGGCUGUGGUAGAAGGUGAGAAUAACAGCUCAUGGGAGUGGUUCUUCAAGCACUUGCAAGCAUGUUUAGCACUUGGAGAUGGCACAGAAUACUCAGUUGUCUCAGAUGAACAUCAGGCUAUUUUGAAUGUUGUUGCUACUGUGCUGUCAAAGGCUGAGCACAGGCAUUGUGCAAGACAUAUUUAUGCUCAUUGGAAUAAAAAUUACAAAGGAGAUGAAUUUAAGAAAUUAUUUUGGAAUAUAUCAUUCUCCUAUAAUAUGGCAGAUUACAAUGAGAAUAUGGCUGAGUUGGAGAAAGUUAAUGAGGCAACUGCUAUAGGUUUUAGGAGUUACAACCCUAAGGUAUUUUCUAGGGCCUUCAUGAAACCUGACACUAAGUCUGAUUCAAUAACAAAUAAUAUAGCUGAGACCUUUAAUGGAUAUAUCAUUAAUGCUAGUAUAAAACAUUUGAUUCAUAUGCUUGAGGAUACUAGGGCCCAGUUAAUGCAAAGGUUGGUUCAAAAAAGGGUAGAAAUGGAGAAAUGUACAACUGUCCUCUGUCAUAGGAUACAAAAAAAAUUAGAGAAAGAGAAGGAGACAGCAGCAAAUUGUAAUGUCCUCCAUUCAUCCACAACCUUGUUCCAAAUCAAUCACAACCUAGAUAGCUUGACUGUAGACUUGGAGAAAAAGUCAUGCACUUGUAGGAAAUGGAACAUGACUGGAAUACCAUGUUGUCAUGCCAUCUCUGCCAUUUUCUUCAGCCAUAUGCAAGCUGAGGACUUUGUUGAUGCUUGUUACAAGAAGGAUACAUGGGCAAAGGCAUAUGCAUGUUCAAUUCUACCUCUUGAAGGUGAGAGACAUUGGCCCAGGGUUGAAGUUCACCUAGAUCCACCUCCUAUUAAAAUUGGGCCUGGUAGGCCAAGAAAAAAUAGGAUCAAAGCCCCUCAUGAGGAUCCUAAAAAACCUGGAACUUUGUGGUAG
Beta vulgaris subsp. vulgaris (sugar beet) is the source of this 1062-nucleotide messenger RNA. RefSeq lists its product as uncharacterized. Gene Ontology annotation, molecular function: zinc ion binding. Bases 1 to 1062 code for a protein of 353 amino acids. Lineage: Eukaryota; Viridiplantae; Streptophyta; Magnoliopsida; Caryophyllales; Amaranthaceae. The transcript has 2 exons. The record is from RefSeq and is a predicted model, not a curated record.